AAGAACAGUCAAGCCUCUGUAAUCCCUAGCUGUCCGGUCACCCAUGUCCACACCCGAGUACAGCAACGCGCACGCAAAAGCAAACCCCACCGACUUGGCAAACCAUUUAACAACGCACGGAACACGCCCGGAAGCACGUCGCGUCUUCCCGCCCAGUGCUGCAACUGAGCCCAGAGCCAAAGCCACCCCCCGCUCCUCCCUCCCUCCCUCCUGCAUUCGCCGUCAUAUCCCGCACAAAGUAUACGCAUCAUGGAACCCCUCCCAAAGCUGACCGAAGGCAGAUCCGUAGUCUCUUCAUAUCCAGAUCUCCUCUCCACCCUAACAGACUUCCUAACAGUCUGCAUCCACACGAUCCUCUACCACCGCAACAUCUACCCACCCGAGCUCUACAUCAAAGCGCGCAAGUACAGCUUCCCUGUGUACCAGUCCCGCCACGAGCGCGUUUGUAAGUGGAUUGCGGACGCGGUUGGGGCUGUUUCUGGGGAGAUUGCGAAGGUAUAGUUGAAUCUGAUUUACUCGGGUUCCUGGUGAGUAGGCUUAUUAGCAGAGGAGUAAUUAGGGCAAUGUAUCAAAAGUCAGCCUGAUUCUGAUUUCUCCGAGAAAUGUUCCGUUGGAGAGAUACGUUUUUGAUCUCAGCACGUUCCCGAAUGUUCCGUUUGAAGGUGGGUACGGCGAUUUACUACUGCAGCAGUUGGAAGAGGGAGGGGAGGGAAUAGGCGGGGGGGGAAGGAAGAGGUUGGAUGAGAUCACGAUUGCCGGGUUGGAGGCACAGUUUAGGGCCUGCCUGAUGAAGCUUUCCAUCGCCGCUCCAGGCUUGGGCAGGCUACCUGAAGACUGCACGUACACCGUGGCAGUGGAGAUGAAGGAGCCGGGAGCGCCGGUAAAUGUGGGAACUCCCCCCCCCCCCCCUCCCCCUUCGGGGGUAAGAUUUUUUUUUGGGUACUUCUUGCUGACAUCCGAAGAAGUACGCCGAAGUCUGGGUUCCCGCCGAAGGGCAGGGUAGUGACGGGACGGGCAUUAGGCGUGGCGGCGGGACCAGAUCUACUGCUAUCAGGACAGUGGAAGCGGGCUCGAUUUGCCUUGAAUUGUCGAUAGAAGAGACAACCACCAAAACAAAAAUGGCACUUGAGCAGUAGUGAGGUUCAAUGGUGGAAUAGACUGCGCAAACCGUGAAGAAAUGAAAUUAUACUAGUAUGCAUUGAAAUAAAAACACCUUUUACCUUGAGAACCCUAGGCCAAU
Tuber aestivum (summer truffle) is the source of this 1240-nucleotide messenger RNA. The record is from the annotation of a GenBank genome assembly. Lineage: Eukaryota; Fungi; Ascomycota; Pezizomycetes; Pezizales; Tuberaceae.